GAUUUUCUUUGGAUGUGCUUUGGAUAUGGCCGCUGUAUCGGCAAUACAACAUCUGCAAUGUUUUGUAAAUUCAUUUUUAUAAAAUGAAUGAAGUGUUUUUUACUUUAAUGUAGUGAUUAGUGGACUGUGCAUAGUUCUGUGAUAAUUGUAAUGGAUGCAGAGAGCGAGUACGAAAUAAAGAGGGCUCGUGAUGCAAUUCAAACGAUAGAGACUAUCCAGUCUAUGAUAGACGUUUCAGCAGAUAUUCUCGAGGGUUUGAGGACACAAUGUUCAACGAGCGCGGAGCUUACACAGCAGGAAAUCCGGACCCUGGAGGGCAAGCUGGUGAAACACUUCUCACGCCAGCUGUUCAUAAAGGCCCGGUUCGGUGAGGAGUUGCAGCGCGAGCUGCGUCAUGUGCCGUGUCUCGCGCAGUGGCUGAAAGUCGUGGGCCUCAGUCUGGAGGCGAUUGAGGCGGUAUGUUCGCGCGUGUGUUCGCUGGAGGAACUGCGCGAGCGAUCCGACCAUGAGCUGCGCGCGUUACUGGCGGGCGCGCGCGACGAGGAGGUGCGCCGCCUGUGCCGCGCCAUGCACCGCCUCACCACCUACACCGAGGCUCUGGCUCGUGGCGAAGGCGGGGCAGAUCUCCAGCUGUUCUGGGAUUCGUGGGAGCGACACUCGCAUACGCGCAACUCUCCCCGCCCGCGACCUCGGCGAGUCAACGACGCGGACUCGCAGCACUCCACGCCGCAGGGGAGGAGAGGUGGCAAAUCUCCCACGACGCCUGUGGGUAAACGCAAGCAGAACUCCAGUCUGCCGGCGCCCGCAGCUCUCACCAAGUCGCGAUCGCACGAGUCACAGCUGUCCGUCAGACCGGACGCUUCCGACCUCAGCGAUAACAGCCAGUCGUCAGCGUUGGGUGGAGGGGAGAACUCCCCUCCCGCCUCCCCGCGUCUCCCCGAGCCCGACUCCACGCCCUCCCAUCGCCCGCACUGCAAUAAUAACGUGGCGGCAAUAGGCGCUCCCCGUUCCCCUCGAACGCCGACUGUAAGCCGUUGUAUGGCGCACGAUAUCGCGCACCGCUUCACCAAGACCUUCAACAUGAUCGCCACCUGCGACUACUGCGACAAGCAGAUGCUGUUCGGCUCCGGGCUCAAGUGCAAGGAGUGCAAGUUCAAGUGCCACAGAGACUGUGAGAGUAAAGUUCCUCCGUCGUGCGGCCUACCUCCUGAAUUCGUGGUUGCAUUCAAAGAAACGUUUCACAAGGAAUCACCCGGUUCCGGCGGGUACUACGGCUGCGCGUCCCCGGUGCAGUCGAGGGGAGGGGGCGGGGGAGGGUCCCUCACCGGGGGAGGGUCCUUCCUCGCCUCCCUCACUCACCGUCCCCGGUGGAGAGGCGCUCCCCCUUCACACCACCACAACGGCGCCAACCCCUCACCCCGUGGCAACCACGGGCCAGAUUCUUCCUCCAACACUUCUUCGUGCAACAGUUCCACCCCAUCCUCCCCGGCGUUGGCGGCUUCCACUGCGCCCCAACAGCCCCAACAACACCACCACACCCACCAACACCAUCAACACAACAACCCUCUGCAGCCGCACCACAAGCAGCAGUUUCACUUCCCAGAAGUGAAACCUCCUGUUUCGAGUCCGAACCAUACGUCGUCGGUGCAGUCUCCCGCGCGGGUAUCGCAGGACAGCAAAGACGAGCUCACCUCCAGUGUUAAAAGUGCAGACAGUUCCCGUUGCGUGUCGCUCAGCGGGUCUGGCUCGACGGACAGCGGCGGGCCGCAGCGAGCCGACUCCUUGGACCGAGCCAAUAAACAGGACUCAAGGUGGCCGAGGCAGAAUAGCUUAUCGAUGAAGGAGUGGGACAUCCCUUACGACGAGCUGAAGCUGUCGGAAGUGAUCGGCAAAGGUCGGUUCGGCACCGUGUACCGGGGAAGCUGGCACGGCGCCGUCGCCGUCAAACUGUUGCACGUGCAUUCGCUGGGAGAUGACUGUGUGCCGCUCGACACCUUCAAGCAUGAGGUGGCGACGUUCCGCAAGACCCGUCACGAGAACCUGGUACUGUUCAUGGGCGCGUGCAUGAAACCGCCGCGUCUGGCCAUCGUCACUUCCUUGUGCAAGGGCAUGACGCUAUAUACCCACAUCCAUUUACGCAAGGACAAAUUCACCGCCAACAAAAGUGUGCUGGUCGCGCAGCAGAUCUCACAGGGUAUGGGGUACCUGCACGCGCGCGGCAUAAUCCACAAGGAUCUCAAGACUAAGAACAUAUUCUUGGAGAACGGCAAGGUGGUCAUCACUGACUUCGGCCUCUUCAGCGUCACCAAGCUGUGCUUCGGUAACAAUGCCCGGGGAGACAGCCUGGGCAUCCCGGCGGGCUGGCUAUGUUACCUGGCGCCCGAACUGGUACGCGCGCUGAGGCCGCACGCCUCGCUGCACCUGCCCUUCUCUAAGGCCACGGACGUGUACGCGUUCGGCACGGUAUGGUACGAGCUGCUGUGCGGCGAGUUCCCGUUCAAGGGCCAACCUCCCGAGGCCAUCAUCUGGCAGGUGGGCCGCGGGGUGAAGCAAUCCUUGGCUAACAUGCAGGCCUCCAGGGACAUCAAGGAUAUCCUGAUGUUGUGUUGGGCGUAUCGAUCGAGCGAGCGGCCCGACUUCCCCCGACUGCUGAGCACGUUACAGAAACUGCCACGCAAGAGACUAGCGCGCUCUCCCUCGCACCCCGUACACCUGUCCCGCUCCGCCGACUCGGUGUUCUGAGGGCGGUUCGGCCUCGCGUUCUCCGCGCACCUGCGAGCGACUAGCGCCCUCUCACUCGCGCCGCAUACGCUUGUCGCACUCUUGCACAGCACUCUGCAGAACCUGUGAGAAAUCGAACGCGAAGUAAGACAGAACAACUGCACUGCGUAAGUGUUAAAGACUUUGUUUGAUCAGCCAAACGGUUGGGAAUCGUCCGGAUGGAGAAGUAACGAUGUCUCCCGACAAACGAACGUGAACUUUCCGUUCUGGAAAUUGUAUGCGUGGCUUUUUAAUAUCGUUGAGAGGGGCUCGUGAUCACUUUCGCUGGCAAGGGGAUUGUAGUUCUCAGUCACAGCCAUCUGCAAAACCUGUGAGAGAUCGUGCAACCUCUGAACGCGGAGUGAGACAGAACAAGACGGCACUGCAACUCUGUUACCAGCCCUGGCCUUGCCAGGUGGUCGGGAAUUGCCUGGAUCCUCUCGCCAUUUCAUGUGUUGUCCAGGCUCCCGACAAACUAACAUGAACGAUACGUGGGUUUUUAAUAUCGUUGCGAGGGGCUCAUGAACUAUCCCUUAGUGUCACUUUAGCCAGCGUGGGGGGAAAGGGGGUAUAAUUCUCCCGAUCCCCUGUCGCGCUCUUAAACAGUACCCUGUAAAACUAGCAAAAAAACAGACUGUUGUCAUGUUUACAAAUAGCAAAUACGAAUAGCCAAGUGCCUGCAUGAGAGUUUGCGCAUAAGGCUACAGUUAGCUAGCUCUCCCUCCCACCUGUUACACCUGUCCUGCUUUUCCAAUAAUUAUAGUUUGAAACGUCUAAGUUCUUGUACGAAAUAUUUGUUUUUCUCCAUGUUCGAUAAUUAUACUGCGUAUAAAUCUACUAAAAAGUGGUGUCUUGUUGCGACCGUCUCAUAUCGUUACGAGUUUAUUGCACUAAAAUAUGCAAGUCAAUUCUGUAUUGUAGUCGCGGGGCGGUGAAAUAUAAUCAGAGCAUUCGAAUUUAAUACUCUAUUUAUAAUUAAUUAGAUACGGCUCAGGUGUCCUAGUCAUCUCGUUUUCUUCAUUCGGACUUAUGGUGUACACCCUGGCAAACUUGAGCAUCGACCAUAGACAAGGGAGCCUGUAAUUUUAGUCUGUGGUUUUGCUCAAGAAAUUUGCCGCUUCCUAUAUGUUCGUUUUAUCCUGGUUUCAUUACGACGCACUAUAACAGUGCAAGAUCAAAUAUGAACGAAAUCCAAUUUUGAAUUUGUCACUAUACUGAAGUUAUAGUGGCUGAAAUAUCAAAAUUUGCUGAGACAUCAUGGGGGGCAAAUAUUGACAGCACAUCUCUUUUCUUCCUAUCUUAUUAUUCAAGUUUUUUCUCACCAAAAACUGACAGUAUUGUUGCCCCAUCGUGUACAAUCAUAAUUUUGUAAAAUAAUAUUUUAUAUUUUGAAAUUAGCAGUUUCUCCCUUACCAUCGUUACUUAGCGUAACAAUUAAUAAAAAAAAAACUAUAUUAAAAUAAAAACGACUUAUAAUUUUGUUCAUAAUUAUAUUGUGUAGGUAAUAAACUACUAUUGUAAGUAAAAAACUUUGAUCUCUGAGUAACCGAUAUAGAUUAAAUUAUAUUUUCGUAUUUAAAAAGGAUAAAAUGUGAAAAGUUGACUGCUUUGUUGAUAAUGUAAAUUUUGUACAGUGUUACGAAUUUUUGCUGUGAUUGCAUCUUUGGUUGCACUGAACUUUGUUUGAACGGGGGUCACAAACUGUAUAUAUUGUGUAAAGAGAUUUUUUAAAUAUUUUUUGUCUCCUUAUUUCUUGUUCACAUGUUACAAGCAGUACCCUAAGCACGGACCAUUAUCGAAUUCGAAUAGUUUGCGAGUCCAAAAUGUCAUUUAUUUAUUUAAUUCUAGACCAAAAUCCACAGCAUUUUCUUAAUAUAAUACAGGUUUUACAUCUUAAUGCCAAUUACGGAUUUUCAUUUUUUAGUUAUAGCAUAAUAGUUUAUAAAACCCUCUACCAAACAAGGGCGAGAUGUGUGCAAUGCGCGCGCGCCAUUUAUGUGUGUGUGUAUGUGUGUGCGUGUGUGUGUGUGUAUGUGUCAUUGUCACAUUUUAUAUGGAAACUUGAACAGCAGCGCCACAAAGGACGUAACGAAAACUAAAAAUUAGUACACAUUUGACACUGACUUUUCGUACUCGCAAACUAUUCGAAUUCGAUAAUGGUUCGUGCUAGGGGUACAGGAUUGAUAUAAGUGAAGUAAAAAGCUAUUUAAGUUUGUAUGUAGUUUAAUAAAAAAAAAACAUCACAAAGCUCAGUGCAUAUCAAUAUUUAAAAAGUCUAGUAAUAAGUCAAAAGUUGACAUUUUAAUAUCUACUAUUACAGUAACAUUAUUUCUGUAUUGAAAUUGUAUCGAUUUUAAUUAAAUUAAAACUUUCAAUGACCAAUAAGAUUGAGUUAUGUCUACACAAACAACAUCUUCGCCUACUUUAAUAUCACAGUGGAGUAUUUUGUAAAUAUAUAUUUUAAAAAAUAACAUUCCUUCUGUAGGUUGUUGAAGUUUUUGAACUUUGAUAAUGAAUAUAUUAAAACUGUAAGUAUGUACUGUAAAUUUGUUUGUAUACUUUUUAAAGUUACCACUUUCUAUAAUUAUGAAUUUCUAAAGAGGCUUAAAUAUUAGAUCUAGGCUGGUUAAAAACGCAAGCAUUGUUUAUUUAUUUGGUAUGACUCUUCAGCUAUUAAAUACACUGGACGGAGAAAAAUCGGGCCACUUUCGUGGAAUUCCCAUUUAAUUUUCUCAAAAAAUUAAAACCUGCCACC
Molecule: messenger RNA, 5515 nt
Organism: Chilo suppressalis (striped riceborer)
Lineage: Eukaryota; Metazoa; Arthropoda; Insecta; Lepidoptera; Crambidae
Source: the annotation of a GenBank genome assembly